Molecule: messenger RNA, 540 nt
Organism: Asparagus officinalis (garden asparagus)
Lineage: Eukaryota; Viridiplantae; Streptophyta; Magnoliopsida; Asparagales; Asparagaceae
Product: galactokinase-like
Exons: 5
Coding region: 1-297 (98 amino acids)
Biological process (GO): galactose metabolic process
Cellular component (GO): cytosol
Molecular function (GO): ATP binding; galactokinase activity
Source: RefSeq, a predicted model, not a curated record
AUGAGUUACAAGGGAUUUUAUGAGUUUGCUAAAGCGAAAGGAUUCGAUCUGGGCGCACCCGUCGGCCUUGAUGUAGUUGUUGAUGGGAUAGUUCCUACAGGAUCUGGACUCUCAAGCUCAGCAGCAUUUGUAUGCUCUGCCACAAUUGCUAUAAUGGCUGCUUUUGAUGCAAAGUAUCCAAAGAAAGAAAUUGCUCAACUUACAUGUGAAUGUGAACGCCACAUUGGAACACAGUCUGGCGGGAUGGAUCAGUUUGCGUGCUUGGGUGGAAGUGGUACUAGGAUGAGCGACCUCUAGGAAGUCCUUGCUCGGGAGGAUUUAGCAGGGGUUAAAAUUCUUCAUGGUCUUGAUUACUAAUUCCGUGAAAUCCACCACUCAUAAAUUGUUGAUACUUUUCUUUCUUCUGGGGAAAAUACAUAUGACAAUCUUAGUCUAGCAGUAAUGAUUUCAUUGAAUCUUGAUGUAAAGUCUGUUUGAUGUACAUUGAUAUAUCCACCAAUCAAUACAAUUUUAUUGAAUCAUAAGGUAAAGUCUUCUAUA